Messenger RNA from Cylas formicarius (sweet potato weevil), 4413 nucleotides. RefSeq names its product probable multidrug resistance-associated protein lethal(2)03659. The record is from RefSeq and is a predicted model, not a curated record. Bases 498 to 4355 code for a protein of 1285 amino acids. The transcript has 13 exons. Gene Ontology annotation, cellular component: membrane. Gene Ontology annotation, biological process: transmembrane transport. Lineage: Eukaryota; Metazoa; Arthropoda; Insecta; Coleoptera; Brentidae. Gene Ontology annotation, molecular function: ATP hydrolysis activity; ATP binding; ABC-type transporter activity.
UUCUGAUGCUAUUUAUUUUAUUCAUAUUACAUUGUCUUAAACACUUAAAUAUUUACGUUAAAAUUUCAAUGAAAGAGUCCAAUCUUUCACGCAAAUUGAUAAUGUAAUUUUGAUACUCAGUUAUCAACCGCAUGUGAUAAUUCGGAAUGUUUCAUUAUGAAAUUGUAAGUUAAUGUCUACGUUAAAAUAGAAGUGGCGCGAACUUAGGUUAUGCCAGAUGGCGUUAGUUUCGACGACACAGUAAUUUAUAAUAUACUUGGCGGGAUUACAAGGUGCCAUAUCCGCUGAAUAUGGUGACUGAGACUUCUGGUUUUCUUUUUGGGCAAAAAGUUAGACACACACAAGCCACGAUGAGUGAGCAGGUGAUUUAUUGUGAUGCUAAAUCCAUGAAUUAUUUUCCCAUAGUUCCGGACGUUUUCGUAUUGCUUCUCGAAAACGGUGCAUAACUUCAACGUAAUACUCUUUAUUCACCGUACGACUUUGUGAAUCGUGAAGAGAUGGAGGACUACAAAAACACGAAGACGAAGGCAAACAAGUACGCCCAACAUCCUUACGCAGCAGCCAAUAUAUUUUCCAAAUUAUUUUUCACGUAUUUGUUUUCUUUAUUUCGAGAAGGUUUUAAACGAGAAUUGACAGAAAACGACCUUUUUCCCACCCUAGAAGCCCAUCAUUCGACAAUUCUCGGAAACAAACUCGAGACGGAAUGGAACAGAGAAAUGAGAACGAAAAAACAUCCGUCACUGUGGAAAGCGCUUUAUAACGUCUUCGCAAAAGAACUGGCAAUUUUAGGAUUCUUCUUACUGAUAAUCGAACUCCUAGUCAAAUUGGCCCAACCCUUAGCUUUAGCGCAAUUGCUAAAGUAUUACGACAAAAAUUCCGCCGUUAGCAAAAACGAAGCUUACAUUUACGCGUUCGUGAUAGUAGCUUCGUCCCUAAUAACAGCGGUUUUCCAACAUACCUACUAUAUGCUCAACCUAUUCCAUUUGGGAAUGAAGAUCAGGGUCGCAACGUCAACCCUAGUUUAUAGAAAAGCGCUUCGACUAAGCAAAUCGGCCAUGACGGGGACCACGGUGGGUCAAAUGGUCAAUUUAAUCACUAACGACGUAGGUAGAUUUGAACUCACCACGACAUAUAUCCACAACCUGUGGCUGGCGCCAAUGGAAACUAUCAUAGUUCUCGUAUUGCUGUACCUGUACGUUGGGCCGUCCGGAUUAGCCGGAGUGCUGUUGCUAUUGUUUUUUAUUCCAUUCCAAAUGUGGAUGGGUAAGAGGACGUCAGUUUACCGAUUGAAAACAGCCCUCAAAACUGACGAGCGUAUAAGGGUUAUGAACGAAAUAAUUACGGACAUGCAAGUGAUCAAAUUCUACACCUGGGAGCAACCAUUUGCUAAGCUGGUAGAAUUCACACGAAGGCAAGAAAUCGAACAGAUCAAAAAUAUCUCUAUUAUUAGGGCCAUUAUGAUGUCAUUCAACUUGUUUCUUAAUAGAACUGCCAUUUAUCUUUGCGUAUUGACGUAUGUGGCAACUGGAAACAUUCUAAAUGCCCAAUACGUAUUUGUUGUGACAUCGUUUUAUGAUAUUUUGAAGAUAGCCGUCACGAUGUCGUUUCCACAAGGCGUCGCUCAGCUGGCAGAAUCCGAUAUAUCGGUUAAGAGAAUAAGAGAGUUUUUGUUGUAUGAUGAGGUCGAAAAUUUGACAAAUGAACAAUCGCGAUUUAAAGCCAUCACUGGCGAAGAUAAUGGAAUCAAAUUAGAAAACGUAUCUGCAAAAUGGAACAAAUCCCAGACAGAUUUUAAUGUAGAAGAUAUUACGAUGCAAGUUGGACGGAAAGAAUUAGCGGUGGUAAUCGGUCCCGUCGGAUGCGGAAAAUCCACGCUCCUUCAUGUAAUAUUAAAAGAACUCACGCCAAAUGCAGGGGCUAUAAAAGUGAAUGGAGUUAUUUCAUACGCUUCACAAGAACCUUGGCUAUUCAGCGGAAGUAUUCGCCAGAACAUUCUCUUCGGAGAAGAGUUUAAAACAAAAAGAUACGAAGACGUGAUAAGGGUAUGUGCAUUGGAGAGAGACUUCGAUCUAAUGCCGUAUGGAGAUCGAACGCUUGUGGGAGAACGGGGCGUGGCUUUAAGCGGUGGUCAACGAGCUCGCAUCAAUCUUGCUCGAGCCGUUUACAAAGACGCCGACAUUUACUUGUUGGACGACCCGUUGUCGGCUGUGGACGCUCAAGUUGGGAGGCAGCUGUUUGAAAAAUGUAUAACUGGGUACCUGAAAGAAAAAUGCGUAGUUCUGGUUACUCACCAACUGCAAUAUUUACGAGAAGUCGAAAAAAUUUACCCCAUGUCGGGCGGUCAAAUAGGGCCCCCAGGUUCGCUCGAGAAAAUCCAACAUGCCGGCAAAGCGUUUGUAGGGAAACUCGAAGAAACGGAAUUCGACGGAAUGGAAGAAAACACAAUCGAUAAGCUACAGGUAUCACCUCAAACAACCAACGAUACAAAAACCGAUGAAGAACCCGUAGAAGAGAAAGAAGGGAAAGAAGAAGGGACAGUUUCUUUUAAUAUAUACAAAGCGUACAUAUCAGCCAGUGGACAUUGGUUGACAAUUGUGAUGCUGGUUAUAACGUUCAUCGUUGCUCAAACUUUUGGAAGCCUCUGUGAUUAUUAUUUAACUUGGUGGGUCAACGGAGAACAGUUGAAGGAAGAACCAACCGCUGGAAUAAACAUACUAUCACCCAAAUUUUGGUUACCACCUCUAACACCAGUGCAACGUCUCGCAGUCUAUACUAUGCUGAUUUCUGCGGUGAUAGUGCUGACUAUAUCUAGAUCGUUAUGGUUUUACAGAAUCUGCAUGAUCGCUUCCGUAACGCUUCACAAUGAAAUGUUUAACAAAAUCGUUCGCGCUACGAUGCGCUUCUUCAAUGUAAAUCCUUCUGGAAGAAUUCUGAACAGAUUCUCGAAAGAUAUGAAUCAAGUGGAUGAAAUUUUGCCCAUAACUUUUCUGGAUACGAUACAGGUUGGCUUAAACGGUUGCGCAAUAACCAUUGUAGUAACUUCGAUUAACCCGUGGAUGCUGUUGCCCGCUCUUAUUGUAUUAGCCAUAUUUUAUGCCGUCAGAACGAUUUUCUUAGCAACUAGCAGGGACAUUAAACGCCUCGAAGCAAUCAUGAGAAGUCCUGUUUACUCUCAUUUUACUGCAUCUCUGCAGGGCCUGACGACGAUACGAGCAUUUGGUGCCCAAAAUGUGCUUAACCAAGAAUUUGAUUACUAUCAAAACAGAUACAGCUCUGCUUAUUUUAUGUUUCUAGUAGCCAACAGAUCGUUUGGCUUUUACUUGGACGUUUUCUGUGUGGUAUUUAUCGGUUUGGUAACUUUCAGCUUUUUGGUUAUGAAUACCGAAAACUUGAGCGGCGACGUCGGCUUAGCAAUAACUCAAUCCGUGAUGCUGACAGGCAUGCUGCAAUGGGGCAUGAAGCAAUGGAGCGAACUUGAAGUGUCCAUGACUUGUGUGGAAAGAAUUAAACAGUAUUCAGAAAUCACUACCGAAAAAGACGAAGGAAGCCAGCACCCAUCCGAAAUGUGGCCCAGCAGUGGCAAAAUUCAGUUUUGUAACCUGAGUUUGAGAUACGAUGACAACCAAGCUGACGUUUUAAAGGGAAUCUCAUUUUUGGUGGGCGCUAAAGAAAAAGUUGGCAUGGUGGGAAGAACUGGUGCCGGAAAAUCAUCCCUAGUUGCUGCUCUGUUUCGGUUGGCUGAAACCAGUGGAUCUAUUUUUAUCGAUGAUAUAGAUACCAAGUGCAUACCAUUGAAAACCCUCAGAUCUCGCAUAUCAAUAAUUCCACAGGAGCCUGUGCUUUUCUCAGAUACUUUAAGAAAGAAUUUGGAUCCAUUCGAUGAAUUUAAUGAUCAGACCCUCUGGGAUGCCCUCGAAGACGUCGAACUCAAAAGUGUAGUAUCGGAUCUACCUCAUGGCAUGCAAACCAAAAUGGCCGAAAGAGGAGCUAAUUUUAGUGUAGGCCAGAGACAAUUACUUUGUCUAGCGAGAGCCAUAAUUAGGAAUAACAAAAUAUUGGUAUUAGAUGAAGCUACAGCCAACGUUGAUCCUAAUACGGAUGGUUUGAUACAAUCUACUAUUAGAAAAAAAUUCUCUGAGUGUACGGUCCUGACUAUAGCGCACAGACUGAAUACCAUUAUGGAUUCGGAGAAAGUUCUGGUAUUAGAUGCUGGAGAAGUUGUAGAAUAUGGACAGCCAUACAAACUUUUAAUGAAUCGUAACAUCUUUUACGAUAUGGUUCAACAAACCGGAAAAACGAUGGCACAAAACCUGAGGACCAUUUGUGAACAAGCCUACGAAACCCGUGAUAGAUGAUAAUGGUUUUUUUUGUAUUCACUAAACCAAUAAAUCUGUCAAAUAAAACUAUUUUUAC